GCUAAAAAUAUUGUAAGAGUUGUGGAACAAAUAACGGAAGAAGAUGACGACGACUGUGAACAACAACCGUCUGGAAGUGAAGAAAAUUUACCGUUUGUCUUGACCGAUGUCAAGAGUCCCACUGUUGCAGAAACGGCAUUUGUCGGCAACAGAACAUCGCCGUCUACAUCGAUAGCUUCGGCACUGAUACCACCGUUGGCAUUCAGUGCACAAGCAUUAGCAUCGUCAUUUACGUUACCAACAAUGACGUUAACUGCCGGUGAAACAAAACUGAAACAGAAUUUACUGAUCAAUACCGGAUCACAGUCACCGGUGGCAACCGAAUCACCACCACAUACACCGCAGUCCAGAUCACCGGCAUUAUCGCAGACGUCAAAUAAUUCUGCUGACUUAAUAACGCCAACAAAGUUUCCGUUACUUCAGUCAUUCUCAUCGACAUCACGAAAUCGUAAUGAAGGUGGGAAAUUGUCGUGUCCGACACCGGGUUGCGAUGGAUCAGGACAUCAAACGGGUCUUUAUACACAUCACAGAAGCCUUUCCGGAUGCCCGCGAAGACCGGAUAAAUCAACAAUUCAAAGGUUAGCGUUACAGCAGGACACAGUUCUACGAUGUACAACACCUGGCUGUACUGGAAAGGGUCACGUCAACAGCAAUCGUACAUCACAUCGAAGUCUAUCGGGAUGUCCGAUUGCGUACCAACAAAAACUGGCUCGAAAAGGUCUGCGACAUGUAACCCAAGACGAGGAAGAGGAGGGGCAGGAGCAGGAGCAGGAGCAGGAGGAGGAGCAGGAGCAGGAGCAGGACAAAGGAGAUUUAGAAAUAAGGUGA
Messenger RNA from Enterobius vermicularis (human pinworm), 828 nucleotides. Lineage: Eukaryota; Metazoa; Nematoda; Chromadorea; Rhabditida; Oxyuridae. The record is from the annotation of a GenBank genome assembly.